AUGCCUCAGCGACUGGAGCAUAAACACUCACCUUUCCCUGAACUGGGGGCAGAUGGAUGGGGCCGCAGGGGGGUAGAAGGAGGUGAGGGAGGGGGGAGGCUGCUGGACUCUCUCCCCCCUCGCUGCUCUCCCGUCUGUGGGGUCAAAGAGGUGCUCAUAAACGCUGCCACUUCACACAGAGAACAGGUGUCUCUCUGCUGGACCUCUAUCACACACAAAAACAAACUCAGAAAGGGCCGAAGUCAGGGAGACGGAAUGGAGUGGAGAGAAAACGGCAGACACGGAACAUGCAAAAUCUAG
This is a messenger RNA of Knipowitschia caucasica, 300 nucleotides long. Lineage: Eukaryota; Metazoa; Chordata; Actinopteri; Gobiiformes; Gobiidae. The record is from the annotation of a GenBank genome assembly.